Vigna radiata var. radiata (mung bean) is the source of this 1499-nucleotide messenger RNA. Its product is annotated as mitochondrial import inner membrane translocase subunit TIM50. The record is from RefSeq and is a predicted model, not a curated record. The coding region runs from base 141 to 1172 and encodes 343 amino acids. Gene Ontology annotation, molecular function: phosphoprotein phosphatase activity. The transcript is spliced from 10 exons. Lineage: Eukaryota; Viridiplantae; Streptophyta; Magnoliopsida; Fabales; Fabaceae.
UAUACGAAGGAACGGAAUAACACGUAGCCAAACAGGGUAUAGUAGAAGCUGAUGGGCGAUUCUUUCUCAAGAGCGCCGGAGAAAAACCCUACUUGAACCUCUUUCUCUUGCUCUCUGUCACUGCUCACAAGAAUCCAACGAUGUCGUUGGGAAUCCUUCGAUCUCGCGCGGUUUCAUCCGUAUCGAAGCGAUUCCUCUGCACCAAUACAGCUUCUGCUCCUCUUCCUCCUCCUCCUUCUCCUAAUGCAGCUUCCGCUCCUCUCCCUCCUCCUCCUUCUCCCAGGCGCUGGAAUUUCCUCAAAUACGCCAUUGUCGGCGCACUUACCGGAGCCACCGGCUUUGCCGGUUACGCUUCUUACGCUUACAGCUUGGAGGAAAUAGAAGAGAAAACGAAGUCCUUCCGUGAGUCUGCCAAACACACUGCUGCUGAUGGAGGCACUGCGCUCGAUAAAUUUCAAAGUUUGCUCUAUUCAACUGCAAUGGCAGUGCCUACUAAAGCAGUGGAGUUUUAUUUGGAUUCAAGAAGGCUAAUUGAAGAACUAGUUCAGAGUUAUACUGAACCAUACACGGACAAGCUACUUCCUGAUUUGCUUCCUCAGGAGCAACAUGUGUUUACCCUUGUUCUUGAUCUGAAUGAAACAUUGAUUCACUACAUUUGGACGCGAGAUACAGGUUGGCAGACUUUCAAAAGACCUGGAGUUGAUGCCUUCUUGGAACAUUUAGCUCAGUUCUAUGAAAUAGUAGUGUACACUGACGAACAGAAUAUGUUUGUUGACCCUGUUAUAGAAAGGCUGGAUACCAAGCAUUGCAUUAGAUAUAGGCUGUCAAGGCCAGCUACUAAGUAUCAGGAUGGGAAACACUUUAGAGAUCUUUCUAAACUAAACAGAAAUCCAGCAAAAGUCCUUUAUUUAAGCGGCCAUGCUCUGGAAAGUUGCCUGCAGCCCGAGAACUGUGUCCCCAUUAAGGCAUGGCAGCAGCAAGAUAUAGAUGACACGGCCCUUUUGGAUUUUAUACCAUUUCUUGAGUUUGUUGCCCGUAGUAGUCCAUCUGAUAUAAGACCAGUGCUAGCCUCUUACGAAGGAUGUGAUAUUCCCAGUGAAUUUAUCAGGCGUUCCAAAGAGCAUCAGAGGAGAAUGCAAGAACAGAAGCAUCGUGGUCGCUUCUGGAAAUAAGAUGGCCAGUUUCAUUGCAAGUCGAUAACAAUUGUUGUUUGUUGGGGCUAGCAAAUGAGAUUGUCAAUUUCAUUGCAAGUCGAUUGAUCAGUUUUCCAUUGAUUUUGAGGUCACUGCGAGUUGACAAGUUAUUACGUACAAUAGAGAAAAUGUAGGUUUUGUUUUAUGGGAGUCUUGCAACCCAUGUCUUCGAACCAUUAUUUUUUUGCCUGUUGUAAUUUUGUUGCUGGAAAGCACAUAUCAAUUUAGGUGGAUGGAGUUCCUUUUCACCUGAUGAGUUUUUGAUUCCCGAACAAGGUUAUUAAUCUUGAUUAUAUUUGCUCAGAA